UCAAAUAUCAAUUUCAAAAACUGUCAUAACAAAAGCACAUCAUUAUGUUGUGUUAUUCUAUUAUUGGUGUUUAAAGUUUCACAAAUAAUUUGUUAAAUAUUAUACAGAAGAGAAAAUGGGUACCACAGGACAAUCGAUAACAUUAGCAAAUAGUAUAAUAGGAGUUGGUAUAUUGGCUAUGCCUUUCUGUUUUCAACAAUGUGGAGUAAUAUUAGCUGGUUUAAUACUUUUGCUGAUGGGUUUUGUGUCAAGGCUCUGUUGCCAUUUUUUACUUAAAUCUGCUAUUAUCACAAGGAGACGGACAUUUGAAUUUUUAGCAUUUCAUGUAUUCGGACCAGCGGGUAAGUUAGCCAUAGAGCUUGGUAUUAUUGGUUUUCUAAUGGGUACCUGCAUAGCAUAUUUUGUGGUGGUUGGUGACUUGGGACCUCAAAUCAUUGCAAAGAUGCUUAAUAUUAACCAAAGUGACAUUUUAAGGACCUCAAUAAUGGUAAUAGUGUCAUUAGUAUGUGUAUUGCCGUUGGGAUUAUUAAAAAAUGUGGACAGUCUGAGUAAUGUCAGUGCGGCAACAAUAUGCUUCUACUUCUGUUUGGUUAUUAAAGUGAUUUUCGAAGCAACAUCUCAGUUAUUGACCAGUGACUGGCACAUUCGCAUUGAGACAUGGAAGCCGUCCGGAGUAUUGCAAUGUGUGCCUAUAUUCUCUAUGGCUCUGUUUUGUCAAACGCAACUGUUUGAGAUCUUUGAAUCACUGCCAUCUCUGUCGUUGGAGAAGAUGAACCUAGUGACAAAGAAUGCUAUCAACAUUUGCACAGCGGUGUACUUUACACUAGGAUUUUUUGGAUAUGUUGCGUUUAGUUCACAGAAUAUAUCAGGCAACAUACUUAUGAGCCUGAGCCCGACGUUGGGCAGUGACGUCAUCAAACUGGGCUUCGUGAUGUCGCUCGCCUUCAGCUUCCCGCUCAUCAUAUUCCCUUGCAGAGCCAGUCUUUACUCAUUCCUAUACAAAAAGGUACAUCCAGCGCAACAUGAUCAUAUAAUAAACCAUUCAAUUCCGGUUACAACUUUCCGUUGCAUCACAGUGGCAAUCAUUGCAGUGGCCCUUUUCGUCAGUCUCUUGUUACCAGACAUUGAAGUUGUGUUAGGACUCCUCGGGUCCACCAUCGGAGUACUAAUCUGUGUGGUAUUUCCUGCAGCUUGCUUCAUCAAUGUCACCUUUAAGAAUACCAAUGAAAGAUUGCUGGCUAAAAUUAUAUUAGUACUUGGUCUGAUCAUCCUGGUUCUUGGCACGUACGCCAACCUGCAGGCCGCUGAGAGCAAAUACGAUGACAAACUAAUAACACAAGAGCGCAUCGACAAGAUUGUUGAAGACUUCUUCCAGAAGAUGGAGAAAGAUGAAGGUGUGAAACCAGUAGCCGGAGUAAAAAGCGACAUUAUAGCAAAUAGUGUCGAAGAAAAGGCUCCGAAGGAGAUUAUAAAAGAUUCCGAAGUACAGCCUCCCAAUCCAGUACCGCCCGAGUCGCAUUCCAACGAAAAAUCCCCCGAAAAUCCAAUUCCAGUAGAUCCGAAGCUUAAACUUAUCGAACCCGAUCAAGAACUUAAAAAAGACGACAAAGUAAUAGGAAUUUCAGGAGAGACUCAUCCUAAAGAUUUAAAAAUAAAGCUAGAAGAAGCAAAAUUAAGUAAUGGAAAUGAUAAAGUUGAAACUAACAAUAUCGAGGAAUCAAAGGAAGUAAAACCUGACUCUACUCAAGAGAAAAUGGACAUAUUAAAGAAACAGCAUCUCAUAGAAACUAUAAAACAACACGGAGAAGAACAAAAAGAAUUGAUAAAAGAACAGAAAGAGAUUUUACAUAAAAUUUUAAAGACUAAAAAAGAACUAGAGAAAGAUAAAAAGGAAAUGGACGAUACUGAGGCUAAAAAGAUCGCCGUGGAAAGUAUACAAAAGAUUGCAAAUAUAGCUAUACAGAGUUUAUCCGGAGUUACUGACAAACCUGCAGCUCAAAUAGAUAUAGCUGAUAGAAAAGCUGAACCUUUACAAAAGAUAGCCAAUGAAGCGGUACAAGAAAUAGCGAAAAAAGCAGCAGAAACUUUAGAAGCUAUCGGCGAAAAGAAGGCUCCUGAAGCAAAUCUGCCAAAAUCUCCGGAUGAAAUUAAAUCAGAUCAAAACAUACAAGAAGAAAAUAUAGAAAACAAACAGGAUAAUAUUAAUAAAAUAAUAUCACAAAUACACAAUCUUAAUGCUCAAAAUAAUUUACCUAAAACAAAACAGAACGAAGUCAAUCCACAACCGAUUGAAGCACAAAAUAACAAACAAGAACAAAACCAACCUAUUCUUAAUAAAGAACAAAAUGCUAAGAAAGACAUAGAAAAACCUUUACAAAAUGUUGACGAAAUAAAUAAUAACUUGAACAAAGAACAUUUACAUACAGCAGAUGAACCAAAAUCAUAUAAAGAAGGUGAGGAUUCAUUAAAGAACAAUGUAGCAAGCAUCAGUAAUAUGGCACAAAAUGUACCUUUGCCAAUAGCAGUAAAGGGUAACCAAGAUGAAGUGAAACCAAAUAAUAUAGAAGUAAAAUCUGAUAAAGAAAAUAAUCAUUUAAAACAUAUAAAUGAAGGUAUUCCACAAAACGAUGGAAAUAAACCAAACAUUGCCGAUGUUAAAACCCAAAAUAACCAAAACCAAAAUGAACCUGUAGUUUCUAGACAAAAGAGAGAAGUGGUCGAUUGUAAGGAAACAAUAUUGGAACCCAAAGAUAAACCAAUUUGUGAGAAAUUAAUUGCUAACAAAAUUCAACCGAACGAUGUCAAAAUGGAUAUUGGUUUGCCUGUGAAUGUUCCCUUACAUUCUAAUAUACUACGAAGAUCUUUGAAGAGUUAUAAAGAAGAUGUAAGAAGAUAAAGUUAUUGAUUUUAAAUU
This is a messenger RNA of Papilio xuthus (Asian swallowtail), 2914 nucleotides long. Its product is annotated as putative sodium-coupled neutral amino acid transporter 10. Gene Ontology annotation, cellular component: membrane. NCBI's taxonomy places the organism in Eukaryota, Metazoa, Arthropoda, Insecta, Lepidoptera, Papilionidae. Gene Ontology annotation, molecular function: L-amino acid transmembrane transporter activity. The record is from RefSeq and is a predicted model, not a curated record. The coding region runs from base 116 to 2896 and encodes 926 amino acids. Gene Ontology annotation, biological process: amino acid transmembrane transport. The transcript is spliced from 10 exons.